This is a messenger RNA of Saccostrea echinata, 1677 nucleotides long. RefSeq names its product neurofascin-like. NCBI's taxonomy places the organism in Eukaryota, Metazoa, Mollusca, Bivalvia, Ostreida, Ostreidae. The transcript is spliced from 7 exons. Gene Ontology annotation, molecular function: protein binding. The record is from RefSeq and is a predicted model, not a curated record. Bases 1 to 1677 code for a protein of 558 amino acids.
AUGUGGAAAACCAAGUGGGAAAGACUGACGGUGGGACAGCUAGACAGUCAGAACUACAGGCAGACAGACGAGGAGGAAACCUAUAGUUUCUGUAAUGGUAGGCCAUCGGGUGUUCGUGUAUCUCAAGUUGAACCAAAAAAAAUAAAAAUAUCCUGGGAUAUAUCUGACGUCAGCUGCGGGAUACUUCAGUAUGCUGUCCAUUAUGAAAUUCAGAAACCUCUCACAGUGUUUCUCGGUGUAAAUGUUACCGAUAUCCGACAGAACAGCGUGGUUGUUAGCGUCACACCGUCAUUCACAUACAAUGUCUACGUCAACGGACUGACGGCCAGUGCGGAACCGCCCACGCCAGGGUCCGUGUUAUACACCGUCCCCAGCAUACCUCCAGACGACUUUCCUCGAAUGCACGUGAGCAGUAAGACUUUGACGUCACUUACAGUCGAAUGGCGUAAACUUAGUAUCUACCACAGAUGUGGCAACGUCACUGGUUAUGAUAUUCUAUAUCAGCGUCCAGAUCAGUCAGUGGUUCAGAAUUCUGUGACAGGCGAGGACACCACGCAGUACACCAUAAAUGGUCUCAGUCCCGGGACCUCGUACAAUAUUGUCAUUCGCGCUAAAAACGAGGCUGGCGAAGGAAAGUGGAGCCAACCAUUUCUCACAGACUCAACAAUAGCUCUAACCACAAAAGGUUCUACUCCUACAACAAGCACAUCAACUAGUACAACAACAAGUACAACAACAACAACAACACCGACUCCACACCCAACAACAUCGACAACAACAGCAUCAACUACACCCACAACAACAACGACAGCAACAACAACAACGACAACAAGUAAACCAACGACACCACCGACCACCACCACCACCCAGAGCACCAUCACCAAAAAAUCCACAACUACCGUAAAGACGCCACCUACAACUCCCUCAAACCACACCACAAAAACACAAGCCCCUAGUGAAAUGAGUGUUCCGUUUCUGCUGGCAGUGGUAGGGGGGUGUAUUCUAUUACUGGCCAUUCUUAUCCCCGUCGCCUUCUUCAUCUGCCGCCAUUGUUGUAAAGCUCCUGUUGGGGUCACUGAGGACAAACUAGAGAAAAAAGCUCCUAAGAGACAACCAGUGAGUCAUCCCCGAGAAUAUCCGCCUAUGGUUAGCCUCGAUGUCGCGCAUCUCGUGUCCGUAGUAAACAUUAAUCCGAAACCUCCGCCAAUGAAAAAAGUUCCAAAACCAAACGUUCAGUACUCCGAGUUUUCUUACGAUAGCGGAUACAGGGGACUCCAGCCACAUCACAAUGGACAGGAUUAUCCGAAUUUACUCCGGAAAGUGCAUAGAAAAACUCCAGUGGAAAAACCAGACAAAGGGGAUUUUUCUCCAAUAGAAGGACCUGCUGCAGGAGAUGUUCAUUACAGCAAUGUUAAAAGCAAGCACGUGUCUCACACAAACAAUGUUUACAUUCAUAACUUCAUGAAAACUGGGAGAUUAUUUACACCAAGUACUCCAAUCACACCGUCCAUUAUUUACCGGAAACCACGGGAAUAUUACGACACACUUCCAGUCACCAUGGACGAAGAGUCCGUGGAAAACAUUCCACUCUCACAGUAUAAUCUGCCACAAAAACCUUCAAGGUUUAAAGCCAGAGCCAGCUUAAAUGAGCAACCCCCUCCUAAUUACACACCGUGA